Molecule: messenger RNA, 951 nt
Organism: Sporothrix schenckii 1099-18
Lineage: Eukaryota; Fungi; Ascomycota; Sordariomycetes; Ophiostomatales; Ophiostomataceae
Exons: 2
Coding region: 1-951 (316 amino acids)
Molecular function (GO): protein binding
Source: RefSeq, a predicted model, not a curated record
AUGGCUUCCAGCCUCCCACAUCGGCGGCCGGCGUCAUUCCGGCGCUUUGCGUCAAUACCUCAAAAUUAUGGCCUCUUUGUUGUUAUUCUCGGACUCCUCUUCUUUGUAGCAAACGCCACCGGCCAACAAGAUCCAAUCAACAACUUUUGCCGGCGUUUUGGACACCAGUCGGCCGUCGUCGACCGGCGCCUCUACAUUGAUGGCGGGCUCGUCAACUGGAACCCCAUCUCCACGUACCCGGGCAACUACUCCAACACGUGGCUGCUCUACCAGGACCUCGCCCGCGACGUCGCCGACGUGGGCAUGCCGCCGCUGUACGCGAAUUUGUCCAAAAACAGCAGCAUCCCGGACGUCAGCGGCGGCUCCCUGUGGGGCGACGAGGUCAACAAGUACCUGUACCUGUUUGGCGGCGAGUACUACCAGCAGCCGCCGCCGACGCGGUUUCUGCUGUACGCCUACGACAUUCUCAACAACUUUUGGGUCUCGCUGGGCCCGCCGCAGCCGGCGAGCAUUUCCCCCGUGUCCUAUGGCGCGGGCGUGGCCGUCUCGGAGCGCGGCGAGGGGUACUACUACGGCGGCUGGCUGUCCAACAACUCAGUCAGCGGCUGGGGCGCCGACAGCCCGCCCGUGGCGACGACGGGGCUCGUCAAGUACGACAUGGACACCAACAGCUGGACCAACAACACGGGGCCCGACGGCGUGCGGCGUGCCGAGGGCGCCCUGGUAUUCAUCCCCGCGGGCGACGGCGGCAUGCUCGUGUAUCUGGGCGGCAUCACCGACCUGUACGGCAACGGCACCGUGACGGGCCAGGGCCUCGACACAAUCUAUCUGUACGAUGUCCUGAGCUCCAAAUGGUACGCGCAGCACGCGUCGGGCACCAUCCCGGGCGAUCGCCGUCGGUUUUGUGCUGGCGUCACCUGGGCCGCCGACCAGUCGAGCUACAACAUGUAA